Ogataea angusta is the source of this 888-nucleotide messenger RNA. RefSeq lists its product as uncharacterized. The transcript has a single exon. The record is from RefSeq and is a predicted model, not a curated record. Gene Ontology annotation, molecular function: protein binding. Bases 1 to 888 code for a protein of 295 amino acids. NCBI's taxonomy places the organism in Eukaryota, Fungi, Ascomycota, Pichiomycetes, Pichiales, Pichiaceae.
AUGUCUGCUGAAGGAGAGGUCCAGAAUUUGCUACAACAAGCCCAGUCCUCAAAUGGGGCUAAUGCGAAACAAAUCAUACAAAGAGCAAUUGAGAUUUGUCAAUCGCAAAGGGUGGACCCUAACCUGUUUUGUAAAGUUAGGAUUGUUUUGGGUGAUAUACUUUUGUCAGAGGGUGAUCAAAAGGCUGCAGUCGAUCAGUAUAGAAUGGCUGCAGAGCUUGAUGAGCAAGAUGGAGUCAUUAACUCGCCGGAGGUGCAACAAAAGCUGAACAAUAUAUUGAACAAUAUUUCCGGAUCUUUGCAACGUGAGGUUGAACAAAAUCCGAAUUAUGGCUCAAAUGAGAGAGGUCUGAGCUCAAUGCUAAUAUCUCAGGUGCUGAGUGGAGGCAACUCCACCUCAUCCCAACUGGGCAUGCUAUCAUCGCUCCUCGGUGCCAGCGGAAGUAGCACGGGUAGUGGACUUGGAGGAGGGAUGGGAGGAGGAUCGAGUGGAUUCGGAUCACUCAUCUCUGCCUUGGCUGGCGCAGGUGCCACUCCUCAACACCAGCAGAGCCAAGGUGGAUUCAAUCUCGGCUCUCUUCUUGGAGGCAGUAGUGGUAUGGCUAGCUCCACGGGUGGAGGCAUGGGAGGAGGUUUAGGCUCCCUCGUUUCUGGGUUGUUGGGAGGACAACAUGGUGGCUCUGGUUUCGGUGGAGGACAGCAAGGAGGUUAUGGAUCUGGUGGAAUGGGAGGCCAAGGUGGAUAUGGAGGAGGAAGAUACGAUAAUGCCGGCUAUGGUCAAGGUGGAUAUGGUGGCAGUGGAAGGUACGAUGACAAUGGCUAUGGCCAAGGAGGUGGAUUUGGUGGUAUGGGAGGACGUCGUCAAGAAGGUGGAGGAGGUUUCUUUUAA